Telopea speciosissima is the source of this 1034-nucleotide messenger RNA. RefSeq names its product pyrroline-5-carboxylate reductase-like. Gene Ontology annotation, biological process: L-proline biosynthetic process. Bases 19 to 870 code for a protein of 283 amino acids. NCBI's taxonomy places the organism in Eukaryota, Viridiplantae, Streptophyta, Magnoliopsida, Proteales, Proteaceae. The record is from RefSeq and is a predicted model, not a curated record. Gene Ontology annotation, molecular function: pyrroline-5-carboxylate reductase activity. The transcript has 7 exons.
GAUUGAAUUAGUUUGGUAAUGCAGUCUCAAGAAACUACAGCCAUGGCGACUCCGAUUCCUCUCGAUACAUUCAACUUGGGAUUCAUUGGAGCUGGGAAAAUGGCGGAGAGUAUCGCUAAAGGAAUGGUGAAGUCUGGCAUCUUGCCUGCUUCCAGAAUUCGAACUGCUGUUCAUAAGGAUGCUAGUCGCAGGGAGGCCUUUUCUUCGCUCGGGGUCAAAGUCUACGAUACCAAUCAGGAGGUAGUUGAAGAAAGCAAUGUGAUUGUUUUCUCUGUGAAACCUCAAGUUGUUAAGGAUGUGGUUUUACAGUUGAAGCCGGCGCUUUCAAAGAAGAAACUUUUGGUUUCAGUUGCUGCAGGAACCACCCUGAGCGAUUUGCAGGAAUGGGCUGGUUGUAGUCGAUUUAUUAGGGUGAUGCCAAAUACUCCUGCUGCUGUUGGUGAGGCAGCAUCAGUUAUGAGCUUAGGGGAAACUGCAACAAAAGAAGAUGGAGAACUAGUUGCUACUAUGUUUGGAGCAAUUGGCAAGAUAUGGACAGCCAAUGAGAAAUUGUUUGAUGCAAUCACUGGCUUGAGUGGUAGUGGCCCAGCAUACAUAUUUCUAGCAAUAGAUGCUAUGGCUGAUGGAGGAGUAGCUGCUGGUCUACCACGUGAUCUGGCACGGGGUUUGGCUUCUCAGACUGUUCUGGGAGCAGCAUCUAUGGCCAUCCACACAGGUAAGCAUCCAGGUCAGCUAAAAGAUGAUGUCGCAUCACCUGGGGGGACCACAAUUGCUGGAAUUCACGAGUUGGAGAAGGGUGGCUUUCGUGGGAUCUUGAUGAAUGCCAUUGUAGCUGCUGCAAAACGUGGCCGAGAACUUUCUCAGAACUAAUGAUAUUCUUUUUUUAAGUGUAGAUCAUCCUUUUUUUACUGGUAUCAUAUGGACAGAGCUAUCGAUUAUUUGGAAUACAAAUCAUUUAAAGGUUAGUUUUGUCGUAUUGUUUGUGAAAAACAAAUUUAUAGGUAAUCAUCGGAUAAAAUGAUAGUCACCUGUCA